GCGCCUGGAUUCUUCACAGAGUUGAGGUACGGUGGUCUGCAAGGGUCUACAUUAAAUAGCCAUGGCCACUCUCUCUGCUACUUCCUGGGAGAUGUCUGGAGCAGUACAUUGAAGUGGGGUCAAGCAGCUCUGAGCACUUGCAAUGGCCUGACAGGGCUGUUCAAGCUCUCAGAAGAGGAAUUCUUCAUUAGUCCGCUGGAGUCAGCACAAGAAAAGUCAGCCCCACAGGCUCAUGCAGUCUAUAAGCGACAUGCUGUCCAAUCAGAACACCAGCUGGUGCAGCCUCUGUUUGGAGAGCACACAGCUAACGCGACCUGUGGGGUCAGAGAUCCUUUAGAAGGGGCAAAGCAGGUGGAAAGGCAAAGAGAGCGCUGGGAGAGACGGCAACAUCGCAGACGGAUUAGACAGCGCUCCAUAAGUACUGAGAAGUGGGUAGAGACUCUGGUAGUGGCUGACCCUAAAAUGGUGGAAUACCAUGGGAGCAAAGGAGUUGUGAGCUAUGUGCUCUCUGUCAUGAAUAUUGUGGCAGGGUUAUUUCGGGAUGCCAGCAUUGGAAAUGCCAUCAACAUCGCUGUCGUGCAUCUCAUUCUGCUGGAAAAGGACGAGGAGGAUUUGAAAAUUACGCAUCAUGCAGACAACAGCCUGAACAGCUUCUGUAAGUGGCAGAAAGGCAUCAAUAUGAAGGACGAUGAUCAUCCAGUCCAUCAUGAUGUGGCUGUCCUCAUUACUAGAAGAGACAUUUGUGCCGCCAUCAAUAAGCCUUGUGAGACAUUGGGACUGUCUCAUGUGGCUGGAAUGUGCCAACCUCACCGCAGCUGCAGCAUCAAUGAAGACACAGGCCUGACCCUGGCAUUUACAAUCGCACAUGAGCUCGGCCACAACUUUGGGAUUCAGCACGAUGGGAACGGCAAUGACUGUGAGCCUAUUGGGAAAAGACCUUUCAUCAUGUCUCCACAGCUCCUGUAUGGAACCUCUCCACCCAACUGGUCACGCUGCAGCCGUGAAUACAUCACCCGCUUCCUCGAUCGAGGCUGGGGCUGGUGUUUGGAUGACCCUCCUGUCAGAAACGAUCUUGAGAUGCACUCUGCUCCCCCUGGCGUCCUGUACAGCGCUGCUCAUCAGUGCAAGCUCCAGUAUGGAUCCAGCUCACUGCUCUGUGACGAUGUAGAUAAUAUCUGCAGCACCCUGUGGUGCACAGUGGGCUCAACCUGCCACUCGAGGCUGGAUGGUGUUGUGGAUGGGACCAAGUGCGGUGAGGGCAAGUGGUGUUUUGACGGGGAGUGUGUGGAGAUGGGCUUCCAGCCUAAAAGCGUGAAUGGUGGCUGGGAUUCAUGGAGCGAGUGGUCCAGGUGCACCAGGACAUGCGGUGUAGGCGUUCAGAAUGCCCAGAGGGAGUGUGUCAACCCUGUGCCCAAGUAUGGAGGUAAAUACUGUCUUGGAGAGCGCCGCAGAUAUCGAACCUGUAACCGUGACCCCUGCCCUGUGGACCAGAUCAGCUUCAGACACAUCCAGUGCAGCCGCUUUAACACAAUCCCAUAUAAGGGAAAGUUUUAUAAAUGGAUACAUGUAAAUAACAGAGUUAAUCCGUGUGAGCUGCACUGUAGACCUGUGAAUGAGCACUUUUCAGAGAGAAUGCUGGACACUGUCAUAGACGGAACACAGUGCUAUGAAGGCAGUCAGAGCCGUGACAUAUGCAUUAAUGGCGUUUGUAAGUACUUAGGCUGUGAUUAUGAGAUUGACUCAGAUGCUGUUGAGGAUCAGUGUGGAGUGUGCCAUGGAAAUGGAUCUACGUGCAAAACAGUGAGGAAGACCUUUGAGGACAGUGAAGGGCUCGGCUAUGUAGACAUAGGUCUAAUUCCGGAAGGAGCACGGGACAUCCGUAUCGAGGAAGUCGCAGAGGCUGGGAACUACUUGGCAUUGCGCAGUAAUGACCCUGAAAAAUAUUUCCUGAACGGUGGCUGGACGAUCCAGUGGAAUGGCGAGUAUAAAGCAGCAGGAACAGUAUUUACUUACGAAAGGACUGGGCAGCUGGAAAACCUAUCUUCCCCCGGACCGACUAUGGAGCCAGUGUGGAUCCAGCUGCUUUUUCAAGAGACCAAUCCAGGGGUGAGGUAUGAGUACACCAUAAGCAGAGACAUUCUUGUCGACUCCAACAAUGGCACUGCUGUCUCUUAUUUCCAGUGGAUUUAUGGGGCUUGGACUGAAUGCAGCGCCACAUGUGGAACUGGUGUACAGAGGCAAGUUGUGCACUGUGUGGAGAGAACAUCUGGAAUCGUCGAGGAACAUUACUGUGAUCCAGCUACUAGGCCGGAUGACAAGCAAAGUAACUGUUAUAAGGGGGCAUGUCCUGCCAUAUGGUGGGUUGGAGAGUGGCAGAAGUGCUCAUCUAGCUGUGGGGACAUUGGGCUUAGCAAGAGAACAGUGCUGUGUAUUCGGAGCCUUGGGCUGGAUGAGCAACGAGCGCUUCAGCCAGCUGAAUGUCAACAUUUGCCUAAGCCUGAGUCAAUUGUUCGGUGUAACACACAUGUGUCCUGUCCUGCUGACUGGACCAUUGGAAGCUGGUCAGAGUGUUCAGUGAGCUGUGCAGCUGGUUUCCAGAUAUGUGACGUGACCUGCAGCUGGAAUACUGGUAUGGACUGUGAUCCGAAAGCCAAGCCUAAUUCAACUAUGCCAUGCUAUCUUCAGGACUGCCCCAUAAAUUCGGACACCUUUGGCAAUGACUGGUCAGGAAGUGGAGCAUCCAGCAAAGAAGUUUUCAAUGAGAUAAAAGUUAUACCCCACUUUAGUACUACUAAAAAACAGCCCAGGGGCAAUGCUGACCUCAAUGACAUUAUAGAAGAUGAUUUCUCACAUUAUAGUCAUGUUGAAAAGUCCUCUGACAAUUCUAUUGUGAAAAAUCUUCAAGUUGAUGAUUUUUAUUACGACUACAAUUUUAUAAGAUUCCAUGAGGAUCUGUCGUAUGACUUUGAUAAAGAUGAAAAUUAUAUGUUCGAUAACUCAGGAAUAAAACAUGGAGACAUUACUCUGACAGGGACAGAUGUCCCUAUAACUACCUCAUCGCCAUCCACCACUGUGGACCAACACAGUACCACCAUGCGCUCUGACAGCAUUACAAUCAAGGGUACUGAAGGUCAUGAACCUCAAAAGAAAGACGUACUAGAUGAAAAUAAUGAUGAGCUAUUUGCUGAGGAUUACUUCCUGCCUGUCAUUGCAACAACUGAACCAUCCUCUGCAGUUACCAGGUUAUUUAGCAAAUGGAAGGACAAUGAUAGUGACUUCAGUAUUACUAGGAAACCUCCAUCAACUGCAGAUGUGUCCACUCAGGACAAGCAGACAUUGUCAUAUGAAACUGAGCCAAACAUCUUUUUGACUCCUGAACCACAUACAAAUUCAAACUCAAAUAACCAAGACAAUUACAAAGGCAAUCAAAAAGAUAAAACCAUAAUGGCAAUAACUGAAGAUGAGAAUGAAGAGGAGUUUGGCGAAGAUGUUCCUGGAAGUGAAAGUGAAGCACACCAUGGCACUCAAAAUAAUGAACCUCCUUUAGAUUAUUAUGUGUUUAAGUUUGAAACUUAUGAGAACAGACAUGUUCAUAUUCCCACUACUUCUUUACAAUGGCGUAUGGCCUCACCAACAGUCUCACUGAGUGCAACUUCUCAACCAUUGGAGCUUCUCAGCAGUGCUUCCAGUGAUGACUUUGCAAAAUAUAAAGUUCUGACGGAACCAUCAUUUAACACUAAGGAGAGUGAAUUCACUGUAAGAGAGUUCACUACGACCUCAGAUAGCCUUUCUCAAGGGUAUGUUCCUUCUCCAACUUCCUCUGUCCCAGCCAAACAUUACAGUAGCAUGACCUCAGCAGCUGGAACAACAGCUCUACCUCCUACAGAAAUGGAAAGUGAUUUUGAGCCCUCACUCUUCACUACAAGUGAUAUUCCGGACACUACAAUUGCUACAGAGAUUCAAAGUUGGUAUUCCAGAGCCAUUGCACCACCCAAAACUAAUGGGCCUAAAAUAGAGCCUUGGCGAACUCCGGUCCCCUUACCUCGCUGGACAGAGAAUGAAAACAAUAAGAUUAUUAUUGCCCGAAUGCUGAGACCUGCUGGGCUUAAUCCCUCUCUGCCUACUCCUACUGAGCAGCCAUCUCAGGGCACUAGUAGUGAGCAUUCAGUGCAUUCUUCUAGCCCUCCGAUGCCCACUGGGCUGGUCAUGCCUUCUCUUUACCCAUUAGCCUCCCCUGCACACUGGAAAAAAGGCAACUGGAGUGCUUGCUCAACAAGUUGCGGGCUUGGUGCCAUCUGGAGGUCAGUGUCCUGCAGCACUGGUGAUGGAUCAGACUGUGACUUAGCUACUAGGCCUGUGCCAGCGCGCCGCUGCUACCUUCGUCCCUGCUCUGCAUGGAAAGUUGGAGAGUGGAGUAAAUGCUCGAAGAAUUGUGGUGUAGGAGUGAAGGUCAGAGAGAUUCAGUGUUAUGACACACGAGAUCAAAGGUUGCUGCGGCCAUUUCAUUGCCAGGCCAUCUCCCCCAGACCUCCUGUCCGAAUUCCUUGUAACAUCCACAACUGUUUAGAGUGGUACACAUCUUCUUGGGGGCAGUGUUCAGAGCUGUGUGGAGGUGGGGAGCAGCAGAGGCUGGUCACCUGCCCUGAAACUGGGAAAUGUGAUGAUAACCUAAAGCCCAGCAACAUCCAGACUUGCAAUGUCCAUCCAUGCCACCAGUGGAUUACUGGAUCCUGGGGUCAGUGUUCGGUGUCCUGUGGAGGAGGUGUUCAGCGCCGACUGGUUAAAUGUGUCAACACUAAGGCCGAGCUCGAGGAUGAAAAUGAGCAUGUUGAUUGUGAUCACGAACCUCGACCAAAGAACACAAAGAAGUGUAACAUUCAUGACUGUGACAGCGCCACCUCUGGUCAGUUGUGUUUACGGGACCAUUUGACAUUACGCUUCUGUCAGACCCUCCAGUGGCUCGGGCGAUGUCAAGUGCCUUCAGUCCGUGCAAAGUGCUGCAAGACCUGCGGGCUGCCAUCACGGGGCAAUGAUCGCAUUGCAAGUCGCUGAGAUGCAGGGCGAUUGCAGAAUGAAUGUUGUAAGCCAUGGAACAAAAGAUUACACAAAUACUCAAAGCAGCUAUCCAUUGUUGGACAGACUGGUCUGGUCUGGUCAAGCUGUUGCCACUGACCAACAGUUUAUCAGGGAGCUACUUUGUCCCUACAUCCUUUAACACAUACAGUAAGAGGUUGGUUGCUAAGAAGAGGCUAAAUGGGACUGCAUUAAAUGUCAUCACACCGAACCAAAAAAAAAAAAAAACUCAUCUACUCACUAACCCGCUUUCAAAACCUUGUCAUGUUUAUAAUUGCGCUCUUGCAAACUGUUCUACUUUCAGGGAUUUUUUUAAAGAGUUGUCAGAAGCUCAGUGGUGAUUCUGAAGUCAUGCGACGGCGAAGUAGUUUUUUUAUUGCCUACAUAACUUUUACUUCUGACAAAGAGAGAACAAAACAUGUAAGAAUCAAACAUUUAUUGGUCACAGAGCUUAUUUCCUGCAAUAAUAUAAAAGCAGAUGAAAAAUACAACUGCUUUUUUGUCAAGGGUGAUGCUAAUUUCCAGGUUGACCUACAAAAAUACGUCAUCACUGCAUUGACUACUAUAGUAAUUAAACGUUCUUUUCUGAUUAGCAAUUGACAGAACAAAUAUAUUCAUAAUUUGGCUAUUUGAAUCAUAUCUUUUUAACUCUUGUCAGGAAUUUAGGAUUGCAGUUCAACAGUUCGAGUAUUUGAACCACAGAUAACCACAAAGCUAGAGCGCAAUUCCUCAUAAUUGCAAGGUUGCGGAUGUUUCUAUUUAUUGAAACUGAUGGCAGAUCAGAUGUAAAACCAGUAAUGAAGUAAACCGGUGCUAAAGGUAAUGAGCGCUAAGCUCCUCAAUCAGUCUAGUGUUGGCUGGUACUUGAAUUCUAUACACACUAUUUAUAGUACCUUAUUUUUAUGUCUGUAUUACCCUUUGGAUUAAUAAACAUACACAUAAUAAUAGUUCAGUGUACCACUUUUCAAAAUGUAUACAGCAUAGAAUAGCUUAAUGUCUGCUUUCGUAAAAUAUAAAGGAUUGCUUUAUAAUGCAGUCAUUGUAUUCCUCUAGUGUAUAAUGUGAGAUAAAACCGUUAGAGACAUCAGUUAAAAAAAAAAAACUCAAGAUGUUUGUCAGGUACAUGAAAUAUUACACUAAGUAAAUGUUUAGUAUGGUUGUUUUUGCCUUUUUAUAAUACAUGAUGACCACUAACUGUGCAUUCAGUCUUAAGAUGUGGUCACAUCUGCGACAUUUCUGCAAAGUUUCGGGGACAAAAAAGGUCUAUUGUUAAUAGUGUAAUGAUGUAUGAAGCUCAAUUCACACAGAGCAAUUAGCAAUAUGUCAUUGAAAUUUCACAGACAAAAAAGGUCAGUUUUUUAUGUCUAUACUAUAGAUAUGAAGCACAGCUAACAUAAAAAUCACUUUCAAACCAAGCUUUCUCUUGGUUAUAUUUCUGUUGGUCAUCACGGCAACUUCAGUGUACCAACUUGAAAACGAGUGAAAUCCAUUUAGGGAACAGGUUCGCCUUCAUGCAAAACUCCAGAUUGUGCAGAUUCCCAUUUAAAUGAUUGCAUAUCUCUAUGGAAGCCCAU
This is a messenger RNA of Sinocyclocheilus anshuiensis, 6647 nucleotides long. Its product is annotated as A disintegrin and metalloproteinase with thrombospondin motifs 7-like. Gene Ontology annotation, molecular function: metalloendopeptidase activity. The annotation marks the transcript as partial. The transcript is spliced from 24 exons. Gene Ontology annotation, biological process: proteolysis; extracellular matrix organization. The record is from RefSeq and is a predicted model, not a curated record. Gene Ontology annotation, cellular component: extracellular matrix. Lineage: Eukaryota; Metazoa; Chordata; Actinopteri; Cypriniformes; Cyprinidae.